CCCGGUUCCCCGCGUCCGGCUAAGGUGGCGGCGGUGGCUUUGUGGCGCUCGUAGGUUCCAUAGCGGGUGGCGCGGGGAUCCGGUUGGGCAGGGGCGCCCGGCGACCCGGCGCUCGGCCUGGCUGGGGGCGCCGCAUGGCCGGCCCCGCGCGCUCCGGCUUCCCCGCGCGGACGAACAGCCGCUUGGAUGCCUUCCUGCGGCGGCAUUUGCCACCCGAGGUCUACGAUGCCGUCCGCGCCUACGAACCGUGCAUCGUGGUGUCCGAGUCGGAGAAGCACACCUUGAAGUACGUGGUGCUCAGCGAUCGGCUUAUCUUCCUGACCGAGAACCCUCCCAGGUCCAUCCGAAGGGUCGUGGCGUGGAGAGACAUUGUAGCCAUUGACUUGAUUGAUGAUUACCCAGAAUUUUUGGGAUCACCAGAUAGAGAAACCAACCAACACAUUCGUAUCCUCUAUUCUUCAGCUGUUUUGAAAAAAGAGUGUGAAAAGCAAAGAAGUGUCAGGAAGUUCCUGUUUCCGUUUCACCAUGCCACUGCCAACAACAAAAAAGUUAAGGAAGAGAAUAAUAGCCCUAUUUAUUGGAGAAGAAAAGAGUCUAAAAGUCUGGAUGAAUCGUCUCUCAGGUGCUACCAGCAAAACCGUGCACUGUCCAAGGACUCAAUGGUCUGUCCUCCUUCAGGCCUCAGGAAACCGCUUCUGGGUGGCCAAGGUGCCUUUCGACCCUUACCUACCCCUGCCAGGACAGGUAGUCGGUGCACAGCAGCUCCUGGCAAAGCUAUCUGCUCUCCAUCUUGUACAACAAGCCCCAAAGGGGCCCAGAGAUUUGCAGAUCACACAGACUCUCCAUGUGAAGUCUCUUUCAGGUGCCAUGGGAAUGGAAAUGAGUUUCACUUUGGAAAUACUCUCCUAGCUUACCCUUUGCAGAACAAUUCCAACCCAGAGAAAAAGGAGUUGGAACUUCAUUUGUAUGUCAUUUCCAAAACUUCGUCAAUAUUUCUGCACUUAAAAAGUUCAUGGAACAAUUAUAAUAUAAAGGCUACUCUUUUACAAGAUCCUGUGUAUGCUAGUGAGUAUAGUGCGGUUACAGGAAAUCAAAAGCCAUAUAGAUCUGAAGAGAAAAUUAAGCACUUCAGUCAACUGAAAUCUGAACUUUUUCUUAAAGACAACACUUUGAGGAAGAUACUUUGCUUAGUUACAGAACUUAAAGUAGCAGCUCAGAAGAAUUUCAUUCUGAAAAGGCUUUUCUGGAAAACCAGUGACCUUUUCUAUUUCCUAGUGAACAAACUUCAUGAGUACUUGCCAGAGUCUAAGGAUAAAAAUGCACUUCAAAAUAAAAGUCAAAGGGCCGAUGAGUUGAUGACAUGCAUUGAAAUUAUACAAACUCUAGGCCUGAUGUUCAGAGAGACAGAAAUUGAAUCAUCGCGUAUGAAUACACUGGCAGCUAAGAAGGGAACACUCUUUAAUCUCUUGGUCAUUUUAAUUAGUAAGCCUCAGAUUCCAAAAUCUUGUCCUGUGUUUGACAUCCAGUUGGUGGCUGAUUCAACUUCAGCUGAAAUGUCUUUUGAUGCUGAGUUACAGAAGCUUAUCCUGGAAUACACUGAUACAGCUACAGCACUUUUAUAUGAGAUUCUUCUUGUCUUUCAGCAGGGAAAUCCUGGAUUGGGAUCAACAAAGUUUGCUAUUAGCUGGAUGAUGUCCUUUCUACAAAGUUGUCCUACCACAAUCACUUUUGUGGCCAGUAUUGUGAAUCGAGUGGUGAGGGGGCUUUCGGCUUCAUUUCAGCUGCUGAGUCCCUGCCAGGCAGUUCUGUUGUACCAGCAAUUUUACAUCCUCAAGAGCUGCCUGAAGUAUAGCAAGACUCUUGCUGAGUAUAUUAGGAAUGACUACAGCGAAGAAUUCAGGUACUUCAUCCACAUGCCAGCCUUGGAAAAGAGGCUCCCAUUGUAUUAUCCGAUUGCCCAGCCGACCACUCAGCUUUUUCAUGAAGUUCUGAAAUUGGUUGAACAGGAACAAUGUGUAAAAGGCUACUAGGUUACUAAGGGCAUAAAAAUGUUAAGUGGGAAAGUCAAUAUUUAUAAGAAACUUCUUGAAAGGGGUUCCUGGUCACCGGAAUUGUUGAGAUGAGGACAGAACAGUUUAUCACUUGGUUUUUAUUUAAGCAGUUGUACAAAGGAUUUGAUGAAUACAAUGCAUACUGACCAAUGUCACCCCUUUCAACAUUCUUGCCCAUCCUUCCCAACCUCACUUUUCUUAAUUCUGUAGGAUAUACACUGAAUUCUUGACUGUAGCCUCCCUCCCCUUUCUCCUCUUAAUCCAUUUACCCCUCUUAUCACUUGGUUUGUAAGUUGUUGUGAAUAUUAUGCUUAUCUUAAUUUUUGUGUGGUGCUGGGAAUCACACCUGGGCUUAUCACAUGCUAGACAAACUGCUUUACCAUUGAGCUAUGUUCACAACCCAAGACACAUUUUUUUGGACUUAUUUAGUAUCCAGCUAUCUAUGAAAUCUACAGACAAAAGUUUGAGUGUUGCACUAGUAACUCUCUAAGAGGUCUUAAAAGUUU
Messenger RNA from Perognathus longimembris pacificus (Pacific pocket mouse), 2557 nucleotides. RefSeq names its product chromosome 1 C12orf56 homolog (gene C1H12orf56). NCBI's taxonomy places the organism in Eukaryota, Metazoa, Chordata, Mammalia, Rodentia, Heteromyidae. The record is from RefSeq and is a predicted model, not a curated record. The transcript has 13 exons. Bases 135 to 2030 code for a protein of 631 amino acids.